Messenger RNA from Triticum aestivum (bread wheat), 1175 nucleotides. RefSeq names its product FBD-associated F-box protein At5g18780. The record is from RefSeq and is a predicted model, not a curated record. Gene Ontology annotation, molecular function: protein binding. Lineage: Eukaryota; Viridiplantae; Streptophyta; Magnoliopsida; Poales; Poaceae. Bases 192 to 1175 code for a protein of 327 amino acids. The transcript has 4 exons.
CGGUCUUCACCGGAGUGGACAAAGCCCAAACGGGGUGCGUGUGCUCCUCUCAGCAGGCGGCGGCGGCAGCAGCAGCGAGCGAGCGAGCGCCAAAUCGCCGGCGGCCGAGGCGUCUUGAGCCCCCGCCAUCCGGGUUCGUUCAACCAGAGGCCCUCACACACCACCUGCUCGACCGACUUCCAAAGAUAGGGAUGUUCAGGUCCAAGAGCGAGAGGCAUGGCAGCACCGGUGACAGGAUCAGCGCCCUCCCUGACGACCUGCUCCACCACGUCAUGUCCUUCCUGACGCCGUGGGAGAUUGUUCAGACAUGCUUGCUCUCAAGGCGGUGGCGAAAUGUCUGGGUAUCUGCAAGGUGCCUCAGCAUCGACUCGGACCAGUUCAGCACCUUGAGGCAGCUCAAGAAGUUUCUUGACAAUUUGCUUUUGGACCGCGGGUACACAGCGCUCCACACGUUCUGGCUCCGCAUCAACUUUGGCAUAUUUUAUCCCGAUUCUAUAGAUGAUUAUUGUCAAAUCCGUCCGUGGGUCUGCCAUGCCCUUAGGAGCAACGUCCAGGUUUUAGGUAUAGUCCACCAUGGAGAAAUUCUUACCAUUGGAAAUGCCUUCACCUCGUCGUAUCUCAAGAGGUUACACCUACGCAAUUUUGACGUUGAUGACUGGUUUGUCGAGAAGCUGUUUUCUGGAUGCCCUAACUUGGAAGAGUUAGAGCUGAUAUGCUGUUUUGUUAACAUCAUCAAGUUUUCCUCUACCAAACUUCAGAGAUUGACUGUUACCACUACUGAUGAUCGUUCAAUAUCUUGCUUGGGCUUUGAAGAUAUGGUAAUAGAUAUGCCAAAGUUAGUUUCCUUAGACAUAAAGGAGGUUCCUGAUAGAAAUCUGUAUUUCGUGGAUGUGUCAUCGUUGGAAACUGCCUCAGUUUGCAUUGAUGAAUCCUCUUUCGCAAGUUCUCAAGUCGACUGCAAUGUUCUCAGUGCUCUUUCAAACGUCACCAGCUUGAGGUCGCUGUCUCUAACUGUCCGUCACAACGUGGCAAUAAAGGUAUUGGAGAGGGAUGUGCUAAGGUGUGCUACAUUCAACAGCCUGACAAAUCUAUCGCUUGAUGAAGCUAAUGCACAAGUUUUUCUUGUCAGGUUGGUGCUUCUCAGUGUGAUCACCCUGAGCAACAUGCUGUCGUAG